ACGACAAGACCCUCUAACAAUAGUUUACUUGAUCAACCAACCACGGCUAUCCUAGCAGGAAUUGCUGACUUUAAACAUGCAUGCAUCCUCUGUAUAUGCUAGUAAAAUUAAGGUAAUUGAUAACAAUACAAUUACACUGCAAAAAGCCAGUUCUUGUUAGUACUGCAAGUCAUGGCUAAAACUAUUGCAAGUGAAGCAACCAAUCUCUUCUUUCCUAUAGCACUCCUCUUACCCAUCAUCUUUCUCAUCCUAAAGCAUUUCAAAUCUUAUUUCCUAUCAAAAACUACCCUACCACUUCCACCAGGACCAAGUCCAUGGCCAAUAUUAGGCAAUGUUCUCGAAAUGGGAAAAAAGCCUCACAUCUCUCUAGCAAACCUUGCUCAGUCAUAUGGUCCAAUCAUGUCACUGAGACUAGGAACUGGAACCAUGAUCAUCGGAUCAUCGAGAACUGCUGCAGAGGAAAUUCUCAAGACCCAUGAUCGUAUGUUGUCUGGACGACAUGUUCCUCAUUCAGUACCAGCUAAGUUCUCAAAAUUAAAUGAUGCAUCUGUUGGGUGGGCAGUGGAGUGCAAUGAUAGAUGGAAGAAUCUAAGAACAAUAUGCCGAACUGAGCUCUUCUCGGCCAAGGCAAUGGAGUCUCAAGCAUGUUCGAGAGAAAAAAAGGUGUUGGACAUGGUGCAGUUUUUGAGUGCAAAAGAGGGAAAUGAAGUGAAAAUUGGCGAAGUGGCUUUUGCCACUGUGUUUAACAUAUUGAGUAAUCUUCUAUUAUCGAGUGAUUUUAUGAGCUUUGAGAAGGAGAUUGUGGAUAAAGGGAUGAAGGCUCUUUUGGCAAAAUAUGUUGAGCUGAUUGGAGCUCUAAAUGUGUCCGACUUGUAUCCAAUUUUAGGUGCAUUAGAUCUUCAGGGUAUAAACAAGAAGACAAUGGAAGUGUUUAUGAGCGUCUGUUCCAUGUGGGAGCCCAUUAUCAAAGACAGAAGAGAAGGAAGAAGCAGAGGCAAUGCUUCAAGCCAAACGGACUUCUUGGACGCCCUCAUUGACAUUUCUUGCACCAAUGAACAAAUCAAUUAUCUGCUCCUGGAGCUAUUCGCUGCUGGUACAGACUCUAGUACCAAUGCUAUUGAGUGGGCGAUGGCAGAACUGAUAAAAAGUCCAGAAUCCAUGAAGAAAGUCCGCGAAGAAAUGACGAGAGAAAUCAAACAAGAUGUGCUAAAAGAAUCACAUCUACCUCAGCUACAUUACCUACAAGCCGUUUUCAAAGAAACUCUAAGGCUGCACCCUCCAGCACCACUUCUGAUUCCUCGCCGUGCACCUGACUCGUACAAAGUGAUGAAUUACUCCAUUCCUAAGAAUUCUCAAGUAGUAGUAAACGUUUGGGCGAUUGGGCGAGACCCCAUGUAUUGGGACGAUCCAUUGAAAUUUAAGCCAGAGAGGUUCCUCAACUCGACUUUGGAUUUCAAAGGGCAUGAUCUUGAGUUCUUACCCUUCGGUGCAGGAAGAAGAAUCUGCCCUGCCUUACCCUUGGCAGCAAAGUUUGUUCCUUUCGUACUUGCUUCAUUGAUUCAUACUUUUGAUUGGUCACUUCCACAUGGAAAUGAUCACAAUGAGCUAGACAUGAAUGAAAAGAUUUCUCUGUUAUUGGUGAAGGAAAUACCCUUGGUCCUCAUUCCCACACUUAGGAAAUAAGCAACGGAUUGCUAGCUCCAAUCUACCUUAUCUUCCUAGCUAUCAUAUACUACUAUUACAAUAAUCACACUUGUUUGUGUUCAUCAAAGAUAUGGCUCAUUACAUCAGUUUUCAACUAUGAAAGCUUAAGUUUAUUUCAAUACAUACUUCUUGUAUCAAUAAAAGAUAUAUCAUAUGAUCACUAGCAUCAAUGGUACUUUUGUGUGUU
Messenger RNA from Cornus florida, 1891 nucleotides. Its product is annotated as (S)-N-methylcoclaurine 3'-hydroxylase isozyme 1-like. The transcript has 2 exons. The record is from RefSeq and is a predicted model, not a curated record. Gene Ontology annotation, molecular function: heme binding; monooxygenase activity; oxidoreductase activity, acting on paired donors, with incorporation or reduction of molecular oxygen. Bases 172 to 1683 code for a protein of 503 amino acids. Lineage: Eukaryota; Viridiplantae; Streptophyta; Magnoliopsida; Cornales; Cornaceae.